UGUAAUUGUCAAAUAUCAGGUGCUAACGCUAUGAUAACGUAAAAAACCUGGGAAAAGCAUAAAUUACGAAAUUUUUCGCUAAAAAAAUGUUCUUUGCAAGUUAUUACCAACCAUUAGAGAUAUAGUUGUUUGCUUAUCUACAACCUGAUCUAUUAAAGUUACCAUAACCUAAAAUUAUAAUUGUGAAAAAAAUAAAAAUGGGAUAUAAAGCAGCCGUGCAGGUUUUGAAGCAAGCCGAUGAUUUGAAGGAGAAAGUGGCGAGAAAAAGCGAUCUGUUGAAUGAUUCCGAUGCAUGGACUAAUCAGCAAAAGCUGCAAACAAUAUAUCAUCAGGUCUUGGUUCUGGAUUUAGAGUAUGCUUUGGAUAGAAAGGUCGAACAAGAUUUGUGGAAUAUAGGCUUCAAGAAUCACAUUUCGCACUUGCAAGAGUUAGCGCGCGACAAAAAGAAUCCCAAAAGGUCCGACUUCCAAGCUCUUCUAACUUGGGCACUCGAGUCGGCGUCUGGAUUUUAUCUUACGCUGCUGCAAGAGCUAUGUAAUUCGUUUGAUAUUGAAUUACCAUUCAGACAAAGGGGUAACAUAUAUGGUCAGGCAGUUACUAUCCUAGAACAGACACAUAUUCCCCAGUUAGCAUCAUGUUCGUAUAUCUGUCAGUACUGUUUAGUGCAUUUGGGUGAUAUUGCUAGAUAUAGAAAUCAGAGGAGAGAGGCUGAAAGUUUUUAUAAGCAAGCAAUACUGGUGUCUCCUAUAAGUGGUCACCCAUAUAAUCAACUAGCUCUCUUGGAAGCAAGUCAAGGUGACAAACUCUCCACUGUCUUUUAUUACAUUAGAGGCAUUUGUGUGAAAAACCCUUUUCCUGCUUCUACAACAAAUCUGCUCAGUGUUUUAAAUUCUGCAAUUGAUAAGGAUUGUGCUUCAGAAAAGAUUCAAACCAAAAUGACAGUAAAUGAGUUUAUUCAACUUUUCCUUUGCACUCACGGCUAUUUCCAUACUGUAACUGAACUAAAAAAAGGACAGUUAACGGUGAAAAGCCUUAACUCUGUUAUGACAGCAUUAGUAGCUACCCAAAGUUUUAAAAUGGAGGAACUGGUUAAAAUUACUAUAAUAAAUUUGUACGCGUUGAAGCAUUUGGGAAAGUUGGAAGAGUUAACUCAAAAUGAACUCCUUGUCCGGGAUUUAAUAUUGGAGCUCAUUGCUGGCAGUCUAAGUGCAUUUCUAAUGCCAGUUUAUACUUUAAAAAUGGAUGAUAGCCUUCUGGCAUAUUACGCUCUUCCUGCAGUAAAAUUCCUUAUGUACUUCAUUCAAAAUAAACCGGACGUGUUGAAAUGCAAAGUUUUUAAAGAGCGGAUGCAGAUAUGGCCAAGUUUAUGCAAAAUCGUUAAUUCCGCUCAAAUUAAUUUGAAAGGUUUUAACUAUAGCAUUUAUUCAAAGUCUCCCAUUAGGGAGGAUAAAAGUCUCGAGGGUUUCUUACCGUUGGCGAGAAAUUUUAUGGAAUUCAACUUCAAGGAGGAAAUUGAAGAUAAAAAAAUUGAAGAUAUGGUUAGAAUGAAAAGGAUCAUUAAUUUUGCGAUUUGGUUGAGUGAUUUUGAUGUAGACGGCGCCAAAUUGAUUACAAGAAGCGAGAGUAAUGGAAUAUAUGAUUUUGAGCCAGUUUUGUCUCAACCGGAUCCCACAAAUGACCUCUUGGAAGUGAUGAAAUCGUUCACUAUUAGCGGCGUAUCCGAAACUAAUAAGGCUUCUGCUCUGGAAAAGAAAGCGGGCAUUUUAAAGCCACAAGGAUCCCUCGAACGGGCGAGGGAAGAGAGAGAGGUUAAAAAAUCCGAGAUGACUUUGCCGGAUGUUCAAAAAAUCAGUGACUCGACGAAAACGAAACGAACUAAGCAGAAUGUCGCGUUGCAAAGCAUAUUCAAGAAAAUCGAAGAAAAUAAGCAGGUAAAAUUCAACGUGGAAGAACCGGAUGAUAAGGAAAAGACGGUAAAAUUCGACACGCCUCCGCUAAAGCAGCCAAUAAUACCUCCGCCUCCAAGUAAUCAAUUCGGCAACGCUCCUCCCCCGCUCAGAACCCAAUCGUUUAACCAAAAUCACCCGGCGUUUCCGCACCAGUCCCUGGUUCCUCCCCAGCAGCAGCCGCAACAACCGCCCCCUCAAUCCGACUACCUUACCAGUUUGCGAAACUUAAGCAAAGGGGAGCCGCCCCAGCUGAUGCCACAGUUCGGCAAGAACCCCGCGUUUUCCAACCUGACGGCGGCGUCGAAUCAACAAUCGGCAGCAGUGAACGUGCCUAACUAUCCGCCCCCUUUCAACGUUCCCCCGCCCCAAUUCAACAACUGGAGCAGGGAGGAAGUAAAAAUGGCCCCGCAGACGCAGUCUCAGGGCAACUGGUGGGGUCAAAGUCCGUCGCAGAGUGGGUUCGGCGCGCCGGCGGGUUUCACGGUUCAAAGUCAGAACUAUUCGGGGGCGGGGCAGAGUUUCGCCGCCGCUGGCCAGAAACAGGCUUCGAAUUUUCCGAACUAUCCCAACCAGAGCGUAGGGUUUCCCCCGCAGCGGCAGGAAGGUUUCGGGUUUAAUUACUCGUCGUUCGGGCCGCCCCCGUAUCAGAACGGCGGCGGUACGGUCGGGCAGUUCGACGUGUUUCCGCCCACCUGGAACAGGGGCAACUUUGCCGGCGACGCCGAGGGCGUCCAGUCGUCGAUGUCGAUGAGGCAGGCCAUGCUGAAGGAAGCCAAUUUGCCGGGAGGCAACCAGAGCAAUAUGGGGCGGAUGGUUCACACCCAGCAAAACAUGGCGCCACCGCAGGAUCAACAGACGCAAGGCUACUCGUUGUUCAACAAUAGCUGGACGCCAAAUCUUCCCAGCCAUCUUAGGAGCAAUAAAAACGUCGAGAAUGCGUACUACGAUCCCCAGCAUUCAUUGUUCGGCGGUUUCGGACCAAAAUCGCUGGCCCAGCUGCUGGAACAUCAGCAGAAUCAAAUGGGAAGCAACGGUAGUAAUACAAACAGAGGAGUCAACAAGCACGAGUCGUAACGUGCCGCUGCUACUUGCCAAGUUUCGUCCUCUAAGUGGAUAAGCUGUCGAGGGCUGUGCUGGGGUGCCUCUUAUUUUUACAGAUAUUUAAGGGUAAACGGCGAAAGGGCGGUCAGCGGCUGCAGCAUCUUGCUAGUGCAAUUUUAAGUUGCAAUGCAGGCUGUUUAAAUAUAAUCCUUGAUAAGAUCGCCUACGAAUGGGCAAAAAAAAAGCCUUUUUUGAGUUAAAUCGAAAGCGAAAUUUUUGUCAUACAUUGAGACUUGCGGCAGAAAGAAUUUUCACCUUCAUCGACGGACUUCCCCCCCCCCCCCCCCCGUCACCUUGGAUAAUCGAAAAUAUUAAAUGUGUAUCUUUAUGAGCAUAUACAAUUUUUUCCUUUAAAUUGGCAUUUGACACUUUUUAUUCAAUAACAAAUAUUUUUCAAAAAGUUUUGUUUUAAGUAUACUAGUUAACUUUUUCGAAUGCAUUAUUGUAAGGUGUAUUUCGAGAUAUCUUUUGGAAAUUCGGUGCAUAUCACGAUUUUUUUAAACACAGUUUCUCUGUGGGUUUUACUAAAAAAAAGCUUAAAUUAAUAAAAAAUGAGGUUGUGUAAGUUUCUUGUCGUUUGUAAAAUUUUGAUUUUAAGCUUUUUUGCGAGAUAUUUCUACUUAUCUGAUCCCGUGUUACGAUUAUAUGAACAAAAUAACACACAUUUAUAUCUUUUACAAAAUUUGCAUGUACGAAAAAUCUUAGCCCAAAUGACAUGUCACAAUUAAUCUGCUGCGAGAUAUUGAUAAUUGAUAUUGAUAAGGGUGACUUUUUGUAUGUUUCGUAUGGGCAUAUCGUAAACCAUAGCAGAUAUUAUAACGUUUAAAAUAGGCAUCAAGCAGCUAGAGUUUUUCGCUCAUACUAAAUUUUAUUUAUUUCUGCUUUCUUAUUUUUUUUUCUUUUGUUUAGAAAUAUUUUUACUUACUCUUUCGAAUCAAGAUAAUUCUUAAUGUACAUUUGUAAAUGGCGACGUUAGUUGGUCAUGUCAGGGUUUUGUUAUAUAAAAAAAUAAAUUAAUUAAAUUAAACGAUAUAGAACAUGGUUUACACGUGGAUUAUUUUGAAAAAAAAAAACAAUUGUUGAUCUGGUUAUCAUGGAAAACAGAUUAAAUCUUACAUAAAAUAAAUAGCAAUAUUAAUUUAUUUAGUUUUUAGAAAAGAUAAUUAAAUUUUAAUUUUAAAACUGAAUUGGUUGCUUUUCUUACAUCAAUAUUAUUAAAAGUCUCUUUUACAGCAGCUUGAAGUUUUUUUUUGUAGCAUAGGUUUAUUUGUAAACCUUGCCUUUUACAACUCGCCACAAAAAAAUUAGCGAUUUCUAAUUAGUUGAAAAUUAUAGGAUGAGGCCGCUAUCAUUUUGAUACCACUGUAAGUUUUAACGAGUGUGCAAAAUGUUAAACUACCUUCGAAAACAACUGGUUUAAGAAUUGUUGAGCCCACAACACUACACGAAAGGUUAAACCCGAACUUGAUUUGUGGUCUUCUUUGUUCGUUAUGACGUGGGUUGUCUUGCAACCAUAAAUGUUCAUUAUGACGAUUAAAAAUACCACAAUUGGCAAAUCUUGUUUCAUCUUUCCAUAAAAUCUUGAUCUAGUACAUAUUCCCAAGCCACUUACAAAAUUCAACACCUCUCUCAGCUAUCAACUUUUUCAAUAGACUAGGUUAACAAGGUUAAGCUAAAACGAAAAUUAAAAACAAAAACGCUCAUAAAAAUAUAUUUUUCAAAAUAACCCUAUCACCUGCUAUAUCGCUCAAAUUGUAAUAAGAUUCUCUAUUUAAUAAAGAAAAAAUUUAAUAGGGUUUCUACUUGAAAAAGCGUAAGUUUUUUUUCGUAUAUCCUAAAUGACGAGCGUGAGGAAAAAUAUUUUAUGUCAUUUUAUUAGGAAUAAAAUUUCUUAAAACUUUUGUAUUUAUAAUUUAUAGUUUUCAUAAGAUUCUGUUAAAUAUCUAUUUCCGGCUGUCAAAUCUUGAAAAACUUAAAAUGGUUUGAGUUAAACUUACAAAACUGCAAUUUUUUGCCCUUUUAAACUUUUCGUCCCUGCUAUAGUUUUCGAGGUCCCUGUACUAACCUUUAAAGAGAGCUCUUCAUGUAUAUUGAACACACUGCAUUCAAACGUAAAGUUACAUACAAUCCUUUUAUUUUAUUUGAUUAUGUUCCAUUUAACCCAAAGGAGAAAGAAGGGAGGAACGGCGUUGGAUGAAAACUUAGUUUUGGGAAUAUUGAAAUUGUGCCAUACCUUCACUUUUUUUUUCAAAUUUAUUCCCGAUCCUGCAGUCAAUAUGUCGUUUAACCUGCUUUACAGAUUUUGCCAUAUUUGAUUCGUUUUUGAACUAUAUUAAAUCGGGAAAAAUAUCUGCUAUUCAAUAAAGUUUGUUGAAAUGGAAUUUACUAACACCUUUCAAUUUUUGGGAUUAAAGUAAGUGCCAGUAUACUUCUUUUUAAAAAUAUUUCGUCCUGUCACUUCCGGUUCAACCGGAAGUUCCUAUAAAUUUCCUUUUUAUCACAUUUUGAGAUUCUGUGUGAAAUUCUAAACAUAUUUUAUGUAUAAAUGUCCUAUACCUAUGUCUAAUCUUGACUGUGGAAAAAUAACGGCUCAACUAACUUUUACCAUGCAUUUUUGGCAAAAUCUUAAACAAAAGGCUUAAGUUUAUGUUUUGUCGUUUACUUUUAUACAGGGUGUCCAAAGUUAGGCCGCAAACAUACCUAUUCUGAACCAGAUUGAACAUUUGGCCUUCACGUACUUGGAUACGGAAAAACAAUUGUUAUAUUCAAAUUAUACAAUACUAAUUAGUAGUUGUCAUAUUUGCCAACAAAACGAAGUAAUUGAUCUUCCACAGCCAAGUACGUGAAAGGAAAAUGUUUAACCAAACAAAUACUAGUCCACCAAAAAACCUAAUUUUUUCAAAUAAUGCAGUUUGAUAGAGAAAUAAGUUCUGAAUUUGAUAUCAUUUAAAGUUACAGGGUUGAAAAAAGCGGCGGCCUAAUUUUGAACACUCUGUAUAAAAAUAAACAACAAAAAAGUACACCUAAGCCCAUGGUUUAAGAUUGUGCCAAAUAUGAGGAUAAAAUAUGGUUAAGCCGGAGGUGCAAUUUUUUUUUCAAGUUAAACUAUUUCGAAAACGUAAAUACGUAAAAUAUGUUUAGAAUUUCAGACAGGAUUUCAAAAUGUAAUAAUAUAUAGAACGUUCCAUGCGAAAUAAGCAAGUUGACUGUAACUUCUGAUGGAAGCGGAAGUGGCAGAACAAUGAAACUUUUAAAAAAUUACACUUGUCACUUUUAAUGAACGGAUUGGGUGGAAAAACCCGUAUAAUCAUAUUUAAUUUCAUUCUAAUGCAGUAGUUUUUAGAAGUCAAAAGUUGAAUUACAGUAUCAAAAUACACAAUGCUUCUUAACAUGUCUGUGGCGUUUAUGGUGGAAGACCGCAUUUUGUUUCCCAGGAGAGUUUUAUCGCAAUUUCUUUGAGACCUAAAACAAAUUGUGUGUUUUUGCUAAAGUCUAUAAUUAAAUUUAAAAGAUUUUUAAUUUAGGCAACAAAUUUUCGCGUUCAAAUGUUUUCACUCGAUCAUUGUGUAAAUGUGCGUAAAAAUUGUGGCAAUUUUUUUAUUAUUUUUAUUAAGAUUGUUGUCUCAAACCUGUAGGGAUGUUUAUAUUAAUAUAAACUUUUGGAGUAAUACUUGGAAAAUAUUUUAUGGGGCAUCCAGAUCUAGAUUUGCCAAAUAAACUAUGGUCCUAAAUUUCUUUUGGAUAUUUCUGUAAAUUUGUAUGUAUGAAAUAAGCAAUUUCUUAAAUAAUAAGGAAUAUUUUUGUAUCGAUGCCUACCAUGAUAUUGUACAAUAAACAAAAGUCAUCGUUGACAAUUUGAGGUGAAUUUAUUAAUGUUUUUUUGAUAUUCUAAUUUGUUUUUUUUUGUACAAAUAAAUUGUAGCAUUUUUUGUUUUUUUUUUUGCAAGUAGCAGUUGGUGCUGAGUAAUUCAAAUGUACAGAUAGCCCUAGCUUGAGAAAUAAGCACCCAUAGCAGUUUAUUUCACAAUUUACAUCAAGUUACAUGUGAAAAACUAUUGUUAAAUUUACCAAGAAAUAAGUUUUUGCCUUUGUAAAAUUAUUUUAAUAUUUUUGUUUUUUUGUCUUUUUUAAUAUCUUACAAACAUACCGUAAAACAAAAUCAAAUGUUUAAGCCAUCACUAUUUUAACUUGAUGUUAUAAUGAACUAAUAAAAGUCAUUUGUUUUAAAUAUGUUAAAAUUCAAAUUGGCUCUUGAAUGAGUCUAGGGGAUAUUUUGUAAAUAAUUCUAAGCACUAGUUUUUGAAUUACAAAAAUGCCUUGAACUUCCUCAAAACAUUUGAAGUUGUACUUUUCGAAGUUGUUUUAACCAGUUUCAACAACAUCUAUAUAAUAAUUUGAAAACAUGAUCUAUUAAGACUUUUUAAAGAGCUAAGCUUUGUAGCAAAUUUUAUGUUAACAUUCUGAGUCAAACUAAAAUAAAUAUGGAGCAACAAUACCU
Molecule: messenger RNA, 7548 nt
Organism: Cylas formicarius (sweet potato weevil)
Lineage: Eukaryota; Metazoa; Arthropoda; Insecta; Coleoptera; Brentidae
Product: nonsense-mediated mRNA decay factor SMG7-like
Exons: 11
Coding region: 198-3023 (941 amino acids)
Biological process (GO): nuclear-transcribed mRNA catabolic process, nonsense-mediated decay
Cellular component (GO): telomerase holoenzyme complex
Molecular function (GO): telomeric repeat DNA binding; protein binding; telomerase RNA binding
Source: RefSeq, a predicted model, not a curated record